Molecule: messenger RNA, 1200 nt
Organism: Trichomonas vaginalis G3
Lineage: Eukaryota; Parabasalia; Trichomonadida; Trichomonadidae
Product: mRNA binding
Exons: 1
Coding region: 1-1200 (399 amino acids)
Biological process (GO): post-transcriptional regulation of gene expression
Cellular component (GO): cytoplasm
Molecular function (GO): mRNA binding
Source: RefSeq, a predicted model, not a curated record
AUGGAUAACAAGCCUCCGCUUGGUAGAAGCCUCUCUCCGGUACCAAACCAAUUUAGGAGGCCAGUUAUCAAUGCCCCAGAGAUUAUAAUGAAUAAUUCAGUUUAUUUGAUCAGUUUUAAAUUAUGGGAAGCAGCAACUGGUGAAAAGAUAUUUUCAGAAGAUUCAUUCGCUCCAAAACUUGAUACGCCUCUUAUUCCGGAUAAUAAUUUUGUGUCACCUCAACAACAACAGCAAAGAUCGUAUGUUAUGCAAGCAAGAGAUCCUAUGAAAAGCAGAUCAUUACAGAAGAAAAUGACCGAGUGUUCAAAGCAGGAAUUGGACAUUAUAUUUAAUUCUCUUUAUCCAAGUUUGAAUGAACUCGUUUUCGACCAAUCUGCAAACUUCGUUAUUCAAAAACUUUGCGAAACAGCUACAGAGGAACAACAACAGAAAUUCCUUAAGUUUUUCUUAUCAGACUUGAAUAAUAUUGUCGACCACUCUAUUGCAUGCAGAGUUUUACAGAGAUUUAUCGAAACUACUCAAAAAGAAAAUAUUGAGAAGCUUUUCAAUGCUCUGAAACCUAACUUAAUGAGUUUAUGUCUCUCUCAAAAUGGAAAUCAUAUUGUCCAACGUUUUGUAAUGUCACUACCAUCUAAACUCAAUGUCAUUAUUGAUGCGAUUUUACCAAGCGUUGUGCCUUUGGCAAUUGAUAACUGUGGAUGCAGAAUUGUUCAAAGGCUGUUCGAUCAAUAUAAAAUAGAGCAACUAGAAUCGAUUGUUGCAGAAGUUAUGCGCAAUGCUGUCGAACUUGCUACGAAUCAAUAUGGAAACUACGUUGUUCAAUAUAUCUUGGCAUCUAAUAAGCAUGAGCACAUCUCUAAUCUCUUAAAAGCCUUUAAAGGCAGAUUUUACCAAUUUUCACUACACAAGUUUGCAUCCAAUGUUAUAGAAAAAUGCAUUCGUGGCGCAUCUGAAGAAGAAAGAAUGGAAAUUUUCCCUGAAAUCAUCGGAAGUGCACCUGACUUCAACGCAACUCGUAUUUCUACAAUGGUUGAAGAUCAAUUUGGAAAUUAUGUUAUCCAACGUAUUAUAGAGUUUGGUACUGAAGAACAGCAAACAGCAAUAUACAAUGUCGUCUUUGACAACUACCAAAAGUUAGAAGGCAUACAGUAUUCUAAGCAUGUUUUGCUGAAACUUCAGCAUCUCGGAUAUAAGUUUUAA